AUUACGAUACCCACGUGUUACACCUUAAAAUAUCCACCCAGCGUGUGAGAAGAUAUAAAACUGGCGACGAGGAUGGGAUAAGGAAGUGCGUUUUGUGACAAUUUACUGUUUACUUGUGUUUCCAGAAUUCGCGAGUAACAAAAACGAUGGCUUCCCUGGGUAGCAUCGAACAUUUUUCAAUAAGUGAUCCUAAACAAUGGGAAUCUUAUGUGGAAAGAAUGGAAUUCUUUUUCACGGCAAAUGGGAUUGCGGAUGCAAGUAAGAAACGCGCGACAUUUUUGAGCCUAUGCGGCCCAGAAACGUACGAAAUUCUUAGGUCAUUGGUCGCGCCGGCGAAAGUCGCUGAUAAAACGUACGGGGAAAUUAUAAAGGAAUUAGGUACACAUUUCUCUCCGAAGACAUCGGAGAUUGUUUACCGUUUCAAAUUCUACAGACGGGAUCAACAAAAUGGGGAGACAUUCCCCGUAUACCUUAAGGAAUUACGUAAAUUGGCCGAACCGUGCGGAUUUGAGGCUACUUUAGACACAAUGUUACGUGACAGAAUAGUUUGUGGAAUAAUCGAUGAGACAUUACAGAAAAGAUUACUUGCUACCACCGAUUUAAAAUUAGCGGAUGUAACAAAAAUGUGCGUAGCUCACGAAACUGCUACGACCAGUUUUGCAAUGAUUCGCGAAGGGGGCAGCGGCGAUCGAGUGGAGGUUAAUGCCCUUAAUUCACGCAAGCAAGUAAAAUCAGCUGAUCGCGCGAGCAGACCGGGGCGCGUUGGGAAAAAGUGUUUUCGAUGUGAAAAAGACCACGCUGCAGACUCGUGCGUUCACAGUCAAUCAACUUGUAGUUACUGUAAAAAAUUAGGACAUAUCGCAAUCGCGUGUUUCAAAAAGAAAAGAGAAAGCCAAAACAAACUUAAAGUGCACAUUGCAAAUGACAGCGACCCUUACACGGAGGAGCCGGAAAUUUCUCCGGACCCGAAUUGCGUUAAUAGUGAUUACGUUUUUUCAAUAAAUAACGUAACGCCUGACAAAUUUUCCGGUAAAUAUUUAACAGCCGUUUCAGUCAACGGGAUACAGACAAAAAUGGAAGUGGAUUCGGGCGCUGGCUAUACGAUUAUAGGCCGAUCGUUGUUCCAAAAAAUCUCGAACGGGAAUCACCUGAAAUUGAAGAAGAGUCAUGUUAUCUUAAGAGACUACCAAAACAACCCGAUACCAACAGUGGGAGAAUGUUUGGUGGAGGUGCGUCGAGGUUCACGGAGGUCAACCCUUCCGUUAAUCAUCACCGAAGGAAACCGCCCGAGUCUUUUAGGCAGAAACUGGUUCCAAGAGCUGGGUCUAACUGUUUCCGGGGUGCACACCGUAAUUCAACAACCAGGGUUUAUUAGAGUGAAAAGAGGGUACAAACCGAUGCGGGUAGAAAAUUUAGUUGAUAGUAUACAGCCGCACAGGGACCCAACCGAUCCAUAUUUCUCGUAUCAGUGGUAUUUAAAGAAUACGGGUCAAAAUGGCGGUAAAGCCAAAUUAGAUUUAAAUGUGGAAGCGGCAUGGGCGCAAGGCGUUACGGGAAAAAAUGUGACGACAGCUAUUAUGGAUGAUGGUGUUGACUACAUGCAUCCGGAUCUAAAAUUCAAUUACAACGCGAAAGCCAGUUACGAUUUCAGUAGCAAUGAUCCGUAUCCCUAUCCCCGCUAUACCGACGACUGGUUUAAUAGUCAUGGAACUCGUUGUGCAGGAGAAGUCGCGGCAGCGCGAGAUAACGGAAUAUGUGGAGUUGGCGUCGCAUACGAUUCUAAAAUUGCGGGUAUACGAAUGUUGGAUCAGCCGUACAUGACGGAUCUAAUCGAAGCGAACUCUAUGGGACAUGAACCUAAUUUAAUCGAUAUCUAUAGCGCGUCUUGGGGACCUACGGAUGAUGGAAAAACUGUGGACGGACCUAGAAACGCUACGAUGCGUGCAAUUGUUAGGGGAGUAAACGAGGGGCGGAAUGGUUUGGGGAAUAUAUAUGUGUGGGCAAGUGGUGAUGGCGGGGAGGACGACGAUUGUAAUUGCGAUGGAUAUGCGGCAAGCAUGUGGACUGUAAGUAUUAACAGCGCUAUAAACGACGGACAAAAUGCUCACUACGAUGAAAGCUGCUCAUCGACGUUGGCUUCCACAUUCAGCAACGGUGCGAAGGAUCCAAACACAGGAGUGGCGACAACUGACCUGUACGGAAAGUGUACGACAACUCACUCCGGUACAUCUGCGGCCGCACCGGAGGCCGCUGGAGUGUUUGCAUUGGCAUUGGAGGCAAAUCCGCAACUAUCUUGGAGAGAUAUUCAGCAUCUGGCGGUACUGACCUCGAAACGAAAUUCCCUUUUUGACGCUAAGGGACGGUUUCAUUGGACGAUGAACGGUGUAGGUUUGGAGUUUAACCACUUGUUUGGUUUUGGAGUACUGGACGCGGGUGCAAUGGUUGCUCUCGCUAAGCAAUGGAAGACAGUUCCACCACGUUACCAUUGUGAAGCAGGAUCCGUUACUAAAAUGCAACCCAUUUCUUCAGGAAAAUCGCUGGUUUUAAAAAUAGAGACGAAGGCCUGUGAAGGAGAAGCAACAGAAUUAAGAUACCUUGAACACGUUCAAGCUGUGGUAACUGUAAACGCAUCUAGACGAGGAGAUUUGGAAUUGUACUUAACUUCGCCUAUGGGUACAAAAUCUAUGAUAUUAAGCAAACGACCAAAUGAUGACGAUUCCCAUGAUGGUUUUACAAAAUGGCCAUUUAUGACUACUCAUACAUGGGCGGAAUAUCCACAAGGAACAUGGAUUUUAGAGGCGCGGUUCAAUUCCUUGACACCGCAAACGGGCUUCUUCAAGGAGUGGACAUUGAUGCUCCAUGGUACCAAAGAACCUCCAUACACGGAACUUGCUGUUUUGGAUCCCCAUUCUAAAUUAGCCAUUGUUAAAAAAGCCCACGAGAGCCGAAUUAAACGAUAUUAAUUCUUUUACUUUAUGCUGCAAAGCAUUGUAAUUACACACUGUUUGAUUAAUUUAAAUUUAAAACCUGCCAAUGCAUACAUAGGGAUCAUAAACGUCAAGGGUGGUCAGAAAUAUUUGUGGUUCUUCUUAUUUUUUAUGUAGACACAAGUUGUGAAUGUGUUGUUUUUAGAAUAACUUGCAUACUCACAGUCCUCUGUAAUAAGACGCAACGGCCCUUAACAGAGUGACUUUGAAACUUUGUUAAGAUAGCAAAUAUUUCAUAUUAUACACCAAACACCACAAAAAUCUCGCUACCGAUGUUUUUAAAAUUUAAGGUCUUUCUUGUAAACAUUUCUUAGCUUACAACAUUUUGGUGCUAUUACAUAUACAAAACAUUUCAAGUUAAGUAGGUAGCUUUAUACCUGUUUGUCUCAAAUUUCGUAAUAUGUAAGGAUCAUUUAGAUUGGCACAACUUAACAGCCGAUUUUGUACCACACAACCGUUAGUCACAGCACUGUAGUAGGUGCAAUUUCUUUACGAAUUUGCUAUCACUUUUUAGUAUCACCAAAUUAGUCUAGAAAUGGUAAAAGUAGUAUCAGAAAAAGUAGCUCUAAUACUUAAAUCGUAAUAAGCACUUACUUGUCUGAUGUACCGCAUCGUUCGAAAAUUGUAGACACCGUACUGUAGCAAUGUCAGUUUUAAAUCGUCAUCACAGCUUGACAAAAAAAAUUAAAAACAGCUCAAUACGCGCACAUGGCUCACUUCGUCUUCAUUCCAGCCAAUACGUCUCUUACACUUACCUACUUUGAACAUAAUUAGUGCUAAUGCUUGAUCCAUUAUGUACUUAAGGGACGGACGGACAAGAACACCCAUCACUUUAUACACCAAAAAUCUACUUAUAUAGGUAUAUAUAUACAGGACUUUAGUUGUAUGUUUUUACCUACUUCAUUCUUAAUUACAUUGUAUAAAUUGUUCCAGCAACAAAAUCUGGUUAUUAAAUGUGAUAUUUUCACACCUGUGAUAUUUAAAUUCCACACAUUGUACAAACAAUAUCGUAUGUAGCACUUGAAAAGAUGAUAAUAACAAUCAGGCAUUAGCAUUUUAUUAAAAUGAGUGUUUUUUUAGGAAAAAUAUUUAGUACCUUAAAAAAUGUAAAUAAAAAUUUAAAAAAAAACUGAAAUAUAUAAAAAAAGAUAUCAUUGCGAGUCACAGCUAUAGAAUAACUAUAUCAAUUCAUAUGGGCAAAUAUACAGGUAUAUAAUGUAUUAAAUAUCAUGAGUAGAAUUAUUAUUAUUUUUUAAUAAGGGGGACUUUACCAGAUGAAUAAAAUGUGUAGAUAUAUUA
Photinus pyralis (common eastern firefly) is the source of this 4286-nucleotide messenger RNA. RefSeq names its product neuroendocrine convertase 2-like. Gene Ontology annotation, cellular component: trans-Golgi network; Golgi membrane. Bases 147 to 2963 code for a protein of 938 amino acids. The record is from RefSeq and is a predicted model, not a curated record. Lineage: Eukaryota; Metazoa; Arthropoda; Insecta; Coleoptera; Lampyridae. Gene Ontology annotation, biological process: protein processing. The transcript is spliced from 12 exons. Gene Ontology annotation, molecular function: serine-type endopeptidase activity.